This is a messenger RNA of Ostrea edulis (European flat oyster), 3930 nucleotides long. Its product is annotated as low-density lipoprotein receptor-related protein 4-like. The transcript is spliced from 19 exons. Bases 208 to 3459 code for a protein of 1083 amino acids. NCBI's taxonomy places the organism in Eukaryota, Metazoa, Mollusca, Bivalvia, Ostreida, Ostreidae. The record is from RefSeq and is a predicted model, not a curated record.
ACGACUUUCACCUGAAAAUAAGAAUGAUGACAGUCAUAUUGUCAUGUCGUUUGUAUUCAGUGAAGCGUACAAAUGUGAUUUCGAUGUAAGUUUAACAGUAAUUAUAACGCCAUCUCUAUCGCCACUAAUUGUUACAUGGAAUACCAUUUGUUUUCCUCGCCGUAAUUAAAUAAGUUUGUGCUCUAUCAACUGCCGACGCUUGCCAACAUGACUUUCUCUUCAAUAUUGAAUGAAAAAUGCAGUUUGGUGAUAGGUCUUUUAAUCUGUAUGUUCAGUGAUCUGGAGUUUUCAAAAUCCCAAGAUACAAUAGAUAACGGAUUGAUUAUAUCGCAACUUCCCAAUCUAUUUUCUUCCGGAUCCUUAACAACAUUACCAGGCAGCAUUGAUGCAUUUAAAACUGCAUCCAUUUUCCCUGUCAGGAACUUUAAUUUUCAUCAAACAACAGAAAUAGUGAGCAUAGCGACGGAUGCUAACGACAGAAAGAUCUACCUCUUAGAUGGAAAUACUCGUAGUUUGUACAAAAUGAACAACUUUAAUGUGUGGUUGAACGACUCCUCUCAAUCCAUCACUUUGUUACAUGAAGGUAUAUCCAAAACAUCAACGAAACUGGCUUACGAUUGGUUGACGAAAAAUAUUUACUGGACGGACGAAUAUUACAAUUGGAUUGGUGUUCAGUCAACAAACGAUUCAGAUUCGUCCAUGUUUCGGGUUCUAGUGGAGAGUGGUCUUUCUAAACCACUGGCCAUUGCAGUGGACCCUCUGGUUGGAUAUCUAUUUUGGUCGGAACACGACGAAACAGGAAAAAUAGAACGUGCUACUUUAGCUGGGGAAGAACGUGAAAUCAUAGUGACGGGGGCAGUUUGGAUUCCGGAUAUGGCAGUAGAUACUGAAAGUCAAACUAUCUACUGGAUCGACAUUCAGAGAAAUACAGUGGAAAAAUGUGAUUAUAAUGGAAAAAACCGGAAAGUUGUACGAAGGUCAAAGUUCACCAGUAUUACAAUGAGUGGUAUUACCGUCUAUAAGGACUUGGUGUGUGUGACCGAGUAUCAUUCCUACUUAGUCACGUGUUUAGACAAAACAACAGGAGAUAACAAAUGGAUGCGCUACUUCCGGUCGCGCACGCCAUGGGCCAUCAGCGUGUAUGAUAAGACUACUCAAAAACUCAUUGAUCAUAGCUGUAAAACUAUGAAAUGUCAACAUUUUUGUGUGAAUACCCCCAACGGAGGAAAAUGUAUGUGCAAGUCUGGUUACCAGCUAGCGAGUGACGAGGUUACAUGUAGAGUUGAUCACUAUUUGUUCCCCAAAGGAUUGUUCAUUGCAAAUAAGACAGACAUCUGUAUGUUGGAUAUCCGGGUGAUUACCAGUUUGUCACACGAACCUAAAUGUCUUCCAGUCAAGCCAAAGUCAGUCAGGCUCCUCGCCACUUCCGCUCUGGACAAUCGCCUUUAUUUCACCGACAGUGGUUUUCUGUACUCUUUUAACUUUGUCACAAACAAAACUUCAUCGCAUACACGUGUCGGAAAAGUCGCAGGACUUACGUUCGAUUGGAUAGAAAAUAUGCUAUACUGGAGUGAUUCAAAAAGCAUCAGUGUGUUUUCUGUGGCAUCAGAGAUUGUCAACAAGGUUAUAAAUAACACAGAGAACCCGUCCUACCUUACCGUCUGUCCUUACCACAAGAGGCUGUACUGGAUCACUUCGUCCACCGCCGGGGACAGUAUAGUGUCCUCCUCCUUGGAUGGGAGUAACAUCACCACUCUGUACACCAGUAAGGGCACUGGAGGACUGACGGGUCUGUUUUAUAAUGUCGGCUCUAGUAGCUUAUUUUGGAUCGACAAUGAAAAUUUAAAGAGUGUCAAAUACGAUGGAUCAGACCUGCAGACGUAUUUCUCCGUUAAUCAUGACAAGGAGCUUGUUGUAUACAAAGACUACAGCUUAUCCACAACUACCGAAAACGAGCUCCAUUCGGCAUCCCUCGCGUCUCGCCGAAUCGAGCUGAUGGUUGAGCUCGAUGGGUUCGGAAAACUUACUGGGAUGGCGGUAUAUGACCCUGGACUUCAGAAAAUGGAGAAAGGGCCCUGUGAUUUACAUAACGGAGGGUGUGAACACAUUUGCUUACCAAAGGGAACAUUCAGGAAGUGUAUAUGUGCUUUUGGAUAUCAAUUGGAAUUGAAUGGAGUAAACUGCUCGAGUGUUGCCGUGAAGAAUAACUACAUUCUAACAGUUGACUUCACCCACAAGAAGAUUUACCAGAUAUCAACACAGUCAGCCGUGGUGUCUGCAUUGGAUAUUCAAGAAGACUACUCACCGGCACGCGCUAUCGUUCAUGAUGUGACCUCCGACAUCUUCUGGUCGGAUUACAGACAUCGACAAAUUAAAAAAAUGUCUAUGGACGGCAAAAAUGUCACCACUGUUUUAAAUCUAGGUUCCUUUACUCCGUUCGGGAUUGCGCUUGACUAUUCCACGGACCUUCUAUAUUACGCUGCCGUUCUCUCCGGAUUGACAAGUGCUUCUUUUAUCGGUGUUGUGGAUCCAUAUACAGGAAUUGACCGCCGGGUCAUCACUGACCUCGCAGCCGCUUAUGAAGUUGUUCUAUAUCCAUCAGAAGGGUACCUCUUUUAUACGGACAGUGGUGAUGUGCCUUACAUCGGGAGAGCAUCUAUGGAUGGUUAUUUUAAAAGAGCAAUUGUAGCCACUGGUAUCCGCCAGAUCAAUGGGCUGGCUAUUGACUAUAUUUCAAAACGUCUUUACUGGACCGAUGGCGUUAAAGACACAAUUGAGCAUUGCGAUUUUAAUGGCGAAAACAGAAUCGUUCUAUUGACCGAUGAACAGGCUCACUUAGCUAAUCUUGUCGUCUCCGGAAGUUACAUCUACUACACCGCUAUCAAUCGACAACGGGUGACUAAAGUGAACAAGAACUCGGGCUAUAAGGUACACUGGAUGAUGGACUCGUACGAGUAUGGCAGACUAGAAUCCGUGGACACCCAUCCAGGGGAUUUACAGCCAGUGAAUGAAAAUUGCAUAAAUAAUAAUGGAAACUGCAGUUCGUUAUGUAUACCAACUCCUACUGGUUACGUAUGCGCAUGCGGAGAUGGAAUUGAAAUGAAAGACAAAUAUACCUGUUCAAAAGGAACAAAAAGGAAGCCACUAGCAUAUCUACGAAAAAUUAACUAUCUUGAACCUGAAGAUUCUGAAAACCACCUUGGACCAGAGACUGACAGUCCAAGUGCCAGAAAAGUGGAUGAGGGGAGUGACAAAACUCCACUUAUUGCGGGGGCCGUCCUAGGGGGCGUAAUUCUUAUCGGUAUCGGGCUUAUAAUUGCGUUCAUAUACUUCAAACGCAGAAGAAUAUCCAAAUAUGAGGAGCAAAUAGACACACCUAAAGUCAAAUUUGCAAAUGAUAAAGGAAUUGGGAAUACUGGAUUUGCGGAAGAAAAUCCUGAUGUAAGGAUCACUUCGUGAAUGGAGCUCCCAUUACAUAGACCAUACAAUCUGUCAUGUCAUGAUUCUACAAUGGGUAAUAAAGUAUUACUAGUGUUGUAUCAUCAUCAGGGAGCCAGAGGAUUUGUAUAUUGUACAGGUUGUGAUAUGUUAAAAUCAUGUGUGUUUUGAUAAGAGACAUUUUAUUUUGUAGUAUAUUUGUUGAAAAUGUUAAAAACAGUUCACACAACAGAUAGUUUUAUCCUAACUGUCAUAACGUUACCAAGUAAUAUCUUUCAUUUUCUACAAGUACACUUGUCUCGAAAAACGUUUUGAUUUACUAAUAAUGGAGGAUUGAUUUAAGCGACACCUAGUAAGUGUUGCCAAUAUUCUUCAUUUCAUGUAUACAUGUACAUUUAACUUAGUGCAAUUUCGAAAAAAAAUUGUAAUCAUAAUUCUCAUCACACAAAUAUACAUGUAGCAUCAUAUCAACAAAUAAAUAAAUUUUAUAUA